UUCGGCGUUUCCAGCAGUUCGUCAGGAUGGAAACUGUGUUGGAGCAGCGCCGCUCGUCAGGCUGUGAGCUGACAGAGCAGUCUGCUGAGGAGUCGCGUUGUUUUUAGGGCCUGUACUUCCGUUAUUUGGAUAGACGGCUGUUGCAAGAAUCGCGGUCCAGUGUCCAUCAAGAAUGAAUGAGCAGGAGGGUGGGGUGGUGUCCUUCGAUGAGUAUGUGCGGCAGAAGGCCCGCACGGUGCCUCAGCACCGAAUGAAGGAGUUCCUGGAGUCUCUUGCCAAGGGCUCAGAGGUGCUGCAGGAGUUCAGCCAGCAGGACGGGGCUGCCACCACAACAACCAUGGUGUACCAGCAGCAGGGGGCCAACUGUGUCUACACAGACAGCACAGAGGUGGCUGGAUCGCUCCUGGAGCUGGCGUGCCCAGUGCAGGUGACGUCAACAGAGAUUUCCCCUCAAAUGUCUGUCCAUCAGGGGGCUGAGCAGCAGCUUCAGGUGCAGGUUCAGAUCCAGGAGCAGCAGGGUCAAACAGUCGGUCAAGUUCUUCAGGUGACUUCCCCCUCCCAGCAAGACUUGGUGGGAAUUUCAACAGCCCAGUUUGUCCAACAAGCAGAGCUCACUGAGGAGCAGCAGCAGCAGAUUCAGGCUCAGCUGGUUGCAGCUGUAGCUGGAGGACAGCAGAUCCAGUUAUCGAGUGGCGAACAAAUUCAGCUACAAGGAACGCAGCAUAUUCAGCUGCCAGGCGGGCAGCAGAUCCAACUCCAGGCCGGCCAACAGAUCCAACUUCAAGGCGGCCAACAGAUCCAGAUCCAGACCAUCGAGGCCGUCUCUCCUUCCCAACAAGAGUCUCCCAGGGAAGCCGAAAGACGGCCCGGCACAGUUGCAGCCGUCCUCCAACCAGCUAAGAAGCGCAAGGUAGACGUACCGCUCGCCGUGUCCUACGCCGUUCCCCAGGGCCAGCAGGUGGCCACGGUUCUGGCCAUCCCUCAAGGACAGCAGCAAAGUUACGUGUCCCUGCGGCCGGAUCUGCUCACCGUCGACAGCACUCAGCUGUACAGCACUACAGGGACCAUCACCGCUCCCACAGGCGAGACCUGGACCAUCCCCGUGUACUCCACUCCGCAGCAGCAAGGCGUAACCCACAUCGCCAUACCGCAAGAGACGUACAGCACCGUGCAGGUCACCACCACCAACAGCAAAGACAAAAUGUCCAACAGCUCCGGCUCUGCAGACGCUCAGGCGGCCUCUGCUGCAACGCAGGAGGAAAUAGUUCAGACGCUGUUCCCCGCACAGUUCAUGAACGGGAACAUUCACAUCCCGGUGGCCGUGCAGACCGUAGGAGGGACGUACAACACUACGCAGUCCGUGCAGAUAUGGGACCCCAACCAGCAGCACAGCCUUGGAGACGGACAGGAGCAGCAGCUUCACCUGCAGAGCCACGGGGAAGCAGAGGGGGAUGCCGAACCGCCCACAGAGAUCCUGGUUCCCGUCUCUUUGAAGCCGGAGGAGGGCCUGGAGGUGUGGCGCCUCUGGGCCAGUCGGAAAAACGCUGAACUGAGCAAGCAGGAAAACACCAGAUUCGCCCCUAUAGGACGCCGCCAGCCUCUGCGUUUCCAAGAAGACUUGAUAUCCAGUGCCGUAGCCGAGCUGAACUUGGGCCUUUCCCUGAUGACGCAGGAGGCGCGAGGAUCAGAGGAGGAACUCUUUGCUCCAGACGUUCUAUACUACGUGUUCCUGUGUAUACAGAAGUACCUGUCUGAAAAUGGACGCGUGGACGACAUUUUCUCCGAUCCGUAUUACACACGAUUUUGUGAGAGUUUACACAAAAUCCUGCACGACUGGAAGCCCAGUGUUCAUCCUUUAGGUUACGUCAUUCCAAGUCAUGUGACGGAGGAGAUGUUGUGGGAGUGUAAGCAGCUCGGGGCACACUCGCCCUCCACAUUGCUCACAACUCUAAUGUAUUUCAACACUAAAUAUUUCCACCUGAUGACACCAGAGCAGCACAUGAAGGUUUCUUUCUCCAAAGUGUUGAGACACACGAGGAAGAACCCCGCUAACGCCAAGGACAAAGCAACCAGCAUCCGCCUUCUCAAAGUUCAGGGUCAGCACAGCGCUGGACAGAAAGGAGCUGAUGAGAUGUACGAGGAGCAGGUUGAAGACGCUGAGAAUCCGCUUCGCUGUCCCAUAAAACUUUAUGACUUUUACCUCUUCAAAUGUCCUCAAAGUGUCAAAGGGCGCAACGACGCCUACUACAUGACUCCAGAACCCGUGGUGGCCCCCAACAGCCCCAUGUGGUACUCGUCUCAGCCCCUCGCCAGCCAGCAAGUGGAGCACAUGCUGGCUCGAAUCAUCGUGGUCAGAGAGAUCCAGGAGAUCAUCGGUGCCAGUCAGGACACCGUGAGCUAAAGUGGGCGGGCCCAGCGGACUCCAGAAUGCUGACUAUGCAGUGCCCAUCCUGACUCUGAAAACUCCCUCAGAGCGGGACAACAUUCGGAACAAUCAUUUUGGAUUUUUUGGUCAUAAAAAUCUCAUUUUUGCAGCAUCAGAAGUGGACGUUCCUCUGGAAGACAUCGGCUCUUUCGUUUUUAACCUGUCGGUGAGCAGCGUUCACGUCUCACUGAUGGGUCACGGUUCACUCCUGCAGAAGUCUUAGCAACAGAUUAAUCCAACUUAUAUUCUACUUCUCUUCAGUCUCUCCUUCAUCCAUUAAAGCUCGACAGAUAAUUAAAGGGACCAGCUCUCAGUUUAUGUACUCACUGCAGUUCAAACCAUGUAUUUAUGUCCAAACUUGUGCCUGUUUCUUUUUUUUAUUAUUUUUCCAAACCAUAAUUUCGAGCGGUGGAUGGAUGAGGUGACCCUCACUGGUUCACAGAAGCUAUAUUUGAAAAUAAAAAAGCCAACUCA
Molecule: messenger RNA, 2899 nt
Organism: Oryzias melastigma (Indian medaka)
Lineage: Eukaryota; Metazoa; Chordata; Actinopteri; Beloniformes; Adrianichthyidae
Product: glutamine-rich protein 1
Exons: 12
Coding region: 173-2401 (742 amino acids)
Source: RefSeq, a predicted model, not a curated record